Messenger RNA from Perkinsus marinus ATCC 50983, 315 nucleotides. Its product is annotated as transposable element tc3 transposase, putative. Lineage: Eukaryota; Perkinsozoa; Perkinsida; Perkinsidae. The coding region runs from base 1 to 315 and encodes 104 amino acids. The record is from RefSeq and is a predicted model, not a curated record. Gene Ontology annotation, molecular function: nucleic acid binding. The transcript is spliced from 2 exons.
AUGCAAGACAAUGCCCCCUUCCAUGCCAGCAAGUUUGCCAAGAACUACCUCGAGAAGAAAGGAUUUACCGGCAGAAAGCUCAUGAAUUGGCCUCCCAAUUCGCCGGAUAUAAACCCGAUUGAACGGCAUUGGAGCAUCUUGAAGAAGAAGUUGUACUCUGAGGGGAGGCAGUUUAACGACCUCGAGUCUCUGUGGAGGGGUAUCCAGGAAGCUGCAAAGGCUAUUUCCUCGGAUGAGGUCCUUGCACUCAUGAGAUCUGUUGAUGACCGACUCACACGUGUUCUGGCAUGCAAAGGUGGUCAUAUUUCGCCAUGA